AUGCUUUCAUCUACCUUGAGACACAAUGCCAAGCUUGCCGGCCGUAAAGGUGUCGCUGCCUCUAUUGGUGCCGUUAGAACCAAGGUUUCCUUGCCAGAUUUGGACUGGGACUUUGGUGCUUUGGAACCCCAUAUUUCCGGUCAGAUUAACGAACUUCACUACACAAAGCACCACCAAACUUAUGUCAAUGGUUACAACCAAGCUGUGGAACAAUUUGCCGAGGCCAAGUCCAAAGGUGAAGUCAAGAAGACAAUCGAAUUGCAAAAGAACAUCAAUUUCCACGGAGGUGGUUACACCAACCAUUGUCUCUUCUGGAAGAAUUUGGCUCCAGAAAAGCAAGGAGGAGGUGAGCCACCAGCAAGCGACUCGGAAUUGGCCCAGAAGAUCACCGAACAAUACGGUUCUUUGGACAACUUGAAGUCUCUUACUAAUGCCAAAUUGGCUGGUAUCCAAGGUUCGGGAUGGGCCUUUAUUGUCAAGAACAAGGAGAAUGGCGGUGAGUUGGAUGUGGUCACCACCUACAACCAGGAUACCGUUACAGGUCCAUUGGUUCCAUUGGUGGCCAUUGAUGCUUGGGAACAUGCUUACUACUUGCAAUACCAAAACGUCAAGGCUGAUUAUUUCAAGGCUAUCUGGAACGUCAUCAACUGGAAGGAAGCUGCCAAGAGAUACACUGUCAACUAA
Meyerozyma guilliermondii ATCC 6260 is the source of this 684-nucleotide messenger RNA. RefSeq names its product superoxide dismutase (gene SOD2). Gene Ontology annotation, biological process: superoxide metabolic process. The transcript has a single exon. The record is from RefSeq and is a predicted model, not a curated record. Gene Ontology annotation, cellular component: mitochondrion. Lineage: Eukaryota; Fungi; Ascomycota; Pichiomycetes; Serinales; Debaryomycetaceae. Gene Ontology annotation, molecular function: metal ion binding; superoxide dismutase activity. Bases 1 to 684 code for a protein of 227 amino acids.